GGCAGCGCCGGGCUGGGGCGGCCCCGGGAAGGCGAUGAGCGGGUUCGGGGCUGCCGGAGAGCUGCCGGGCUGGGGGCCGGACGGCCCCAGCGGCCGAGGCGAGAUCUUUUUCCCCGAGGAGGCGCACGCCGCGGCACCUGCGGAUUUCCUGCAGGAGCUGCCCAGCUACCGCUCCGUGCUGAGGCGCCGGGCCGGCCCCGCGGGCGGCCAGGACCCGCAGGGCUCGGUGGGGCCCCGAGCUGGAGAGGCGCGGGGGCCGCAGCCCGAGGGAGCCGAGCUGGCCGCUCGCCCCGUGAGGGAGCACGCCUUGAGCAUCGCGGAGAAGAGGAGGUUAAGGGAUUAUCAGCAGGCCGAUAUAAAAUAUUUAUCUGGAUGGAAUCAGUGGAAAAGAACUAGUAGUAAAUCAUGGAAAAAAGUCCUCAAGGAUAUCAAGGAAUCGUUAUCUUACUUGCAGCUUUGGCGGCAUGAUAUUCACAGCAUAGAAGGGAAAUUUGGUACUGGCAUCCAGUCCUACUUCUCCUUCCUCCGUUUUCUGGUCCUGCUGAAUUUUUUAAUAUUUAUCCUGAUGUUUGGUUUUGUUACCCUUCCCACUGUCAUCUCUAAAUAUGGAAUUUUCAACAGUAGUUUUGCUAAAAUUUCUCCAAAGAGCACAGACUCUCUCUGCACAGUUUAUACACCUAGUGGUAAUAAGGGACUUGUUUACUUCUAUACUUACCUCAAAGAUUUGCUCACUGGAACUGGAUUCCUGGAAACAACAAGUUUGUUUUAUGGCUAUUACACAAUAGAUGCUGCGUUGCUCAGUAUCAUGAGAUACAACUUACCACUAGCAUACCUGCUGACUACAUUUGCCUACCUUGCACUAAGUCUUGUCUGGAUAAUAAAAAGGUCUGUGUCAGGAUUUAAGCAGAGUUUGGUGCAUGAUGAAGAUCAGUUUCAGAGCUACUGUAACAAGGUCUUUGCAGGCUGGGACUUCUGCAUUACAGAUCUAAACGCAGCACGGCUAAAACAUCGCAGCUUGCAGUACGAGCUCCAAACAGACUUGGAGGAAGAAAGAAUUAAACGAAAAAUAGCCGACAGGACAAUGAAAGAAAAGCUACGCAUCUACUCUCUGAGAAUAUUUCUAAAUAUAAUUGUUCUUGCAGUUUUAUCGGGAUGUUUUUACUCUAUUUAUAGAGCAACUGUCUUCUCUCAAGAGAAGUCCAAUAACAGCAGCAGUACGAACUUGCAGACUAAUCUCUUAGUUCAGUAUUUGCCUUCAAUGGUGAUCACGUUGGCCAACUUCGUUGCUCCUCAGAUCUUUUCAAUUCUGAUCAGAUUUGAAGAUUACUCACCAGCCUUUGAAAUCAAGCUGACACUGUUGAGGUGUGUCUUUGUGCGGUUGGCCAAUAUUGGUGUUCUCUUGUUCUCACUGUGGAGUCAGAUCCACUGUGCCAAUGACAGCUGUAAGGCCUGUGGAUACAAUUAUGAACUUUAUCCUUGCUGGGAGUCUGCAGUUGGGCAAGAAAUGUAUAAGCUGUUGAUAUUUGAUUUCAUGAUAAUUCUUGCUGUGACACUUUUUAUGGACUUUCCUAGGAUGUUAUUAGUUACUCAUUGCUCGUGGAAGCCAGUUCAGUGGUGUGGUUUGCAGGAAUUUGGGAUUUCUGACAACGUCCUGGAAAUCAUUUACGGACAGACUAUCUGCUGGAUUGGAACCUUCUUUUCACCACUUCUUCCUGCAAUAGCAACUAUAAAAUACUUCAUCAUCUUUUACGUUAAAAAGAUCAGCUUGAUACAUACGCGAAAGCCUCCAGGUAGGCCUAUCAGAGCAUCGAGUUCCAAUUUUUUCUUCUUGGUAGUGCUGUUGAUUGGGCUCGUCUUGGCUUUUAUCCCUUUGGGAAUCAGCAUAGCACAUAUCCCCUCCUCUAAGGCAUGUGGGCCAUUCAGGAAUUUUAACACUUCAUGGGCAGUUGUUCCAGAUACAAUACUCGGGUUUCCAACAGGUCUACAGAAGGUCCUUAAUGGCAUAGCAUCAGAAGCCUUUGCAGUACCCUUUUUUAUGGUUAUCUGCCUUAUUAUGUUCUAUUUUAUUGCCUUGGCUGGAGCCCAUAGAAGAGUGGUUGAGCAGCUGAGGGAACAACUGGUUAUGGAGAGUCGUGACAAGUUGUUCCUAAUCAGAAAAAUAACAGAAGCUCAGAAGUGUACUUGAAAACCACAAAAAGCCAGAAGAACUUGACUUCCUGACACUCCUGGAAUCACUAGGUAAGAAGAGAACAUUGGCAUAAUGUGAAAACUGCGAAGCUGACUGGCACUGUGGCACUGCAUUCUCUGUCAUGAAUACUUAACGUUCUUCAUGUUGAUUAUGCUAGUAGGCCUUAAAGUUUCCAAGACUGGAAUGUUGCUUAUUUGUACUGUGUUAGACCUCACCAAAAAUUGUACAGUAGGACACUUACUGGUGCUGCAAUUUCAAGGUUGUUAAGGUUUAUGAUAAGUACCUGUUUUUUUUCAGGUGUUUCUGGUAAAAUGUAAUCAGAACUGAAACUUUUUAAAAAAGUUUGUACUGUUUUUAUGAAUUAUGCUUUAAGAACUGGUGAGGGGAGAAGUGUGAUUUUACAUGUUUCCUACUCACUUAUCUUAUAAAACCAAAGCAAAGUGACUUAAUGUCAGCAUUUUGAAAUAGUCCAUAGGAGAAGAAACAUGUAAUGGGUUUGAAAUCAGCUUUGUAAAUUUUUAGAGAGACUUUGAUAUUUAUUUUGCUCUGAGAUAGUAAGGCCAGUUGAACACUAGAUAAAAUGGUUUAGAGAAAACCAGCAGAGGAGAGUUCUGCCUAAACACUGUGAGUAGGGAGAAACCGGCAGCUGUCAGGUCACCAAGGGGUGUCCUCGCUGCCAGUCUCAUGGGCAUAGAGUAGCCUUUUUUAACAUGUGUAAGGCUUUAUUAUUUGCCUUCAUUCGUGUACAGAUGUCUUGAAGCCUGCUCUUCUUGUUCUAAACUGUGAAUAUUUGAGAGUUAUGCUAUUUGUAGUUAAAAAUACAGCAUUCAGAAACUUAUAUGGCAGUAUCCUUUAAAUUCUUAGUUAAUUGAGGUGACGGAGCUGUGUGACUCAGAAUACUGUUUCUAGGUAGCCUACUAUUAUUUAAAGAUUGUUCUUCUCAAGAACUUGUGUAAAGAAUGCGUACAUAACUUGAAAUUUCUGUCAGGACACUGGUAGUUGACGAGAUACCAUGUUCUUUUUAUGGAAUGUUUUGUUAUGUUCUCUGUCUUCAUUUCUAAGAAAUUAACGUGUAAUAAAUGAGUCUUCUUUUUAAACCC
This is a messenger RNA of Cygnus atratus (black swan), 3288 nucleotides long. It is a transcript of the gene TMC7, whose product is annotated as transmembrane channel like 7. The record is from RefSeq and is a predicted model, not a curated record. Lineage: Eukaryota; Metazoa; Chordata; Aves; Anseriformes; Anatidae. The coding region runs from base 35 to 2185 and encodes 716 amino acids. The transcript has 16 exons. Gene Ontology annotation, cellular component: plasma membrane. Gene Ontology annotation, molecular function: mechanosensitive monoatomic ion channel activity.